GUAACAGCAGAGACAAGGAUCCAAUCCUUUGAGGUCAAUAUUUUCAUGGUUUUACUUCCAGGUUCAGCAACACAUUGCAGUAACAGGAGAAGCAAAAGAAAUGAGAAGGCGAAGCUCACGCAUAUGAUGCCAUGAAGUAAAUUGAAGUUUGCAUGUCCAAGGAUUGACUGAUUAAUUCAUUGGUUGGACUUUCUCCCAGGUCCCCAACAGCAAGGGCUUUGCAUAAGGGUUUGCGUAUCAAAGCAAGAGGAGAAAUUGAGUCAUGCUAAAUGGAAGUUACAUGUUUUGUCAACCAACUUUUUGAUGUUUGGUCUUAAGCAGCAACAAUGUUUCUUUCAGAAGACCUAAGAGCAGCAAGAGUGAAAAUAGAAAUUCUGUUUGCGUGGGUUUACUACUGUCUGUUGAUUUCCUGCUGUGUCUGCGGGACAAGCUGACAUGGGCGAUGGAUGGGUGUUUUGUUUGAAAGCUUCAUUUCUUGUGGAAGACACUGCACAUGCUUCCUCUGGAUAUCAUUUGUAAACAGAGCAUUUCGGCCAAGUUUUUAUGAAGCUUUGGAUCCUGUGAGGGGUUAGCACGAUGCUGAGUUAAGCCUGACUAUAAAUAUUCCCAGGAGCGGGGCCUACGUGUCUGCUGAGUCCCCUUUGUUCCUAUUUUGUGCCCCAGCUCCGUGUCCCAUUGCCGCGGGGGGGGCUGCUCCUGGGGGGAAGGUAUUAACAGUGGGAAUUGCAGUUGUGCAAGAGAGGUUUUGUGCCAGAGGGGCUCCCUGAGCUCAGCCAGGGAGACACAACCAGGCCUCUGCAGGCAACUGGGACAGCCAGAGAGGUCAAACCUUCCAAAAACGGGAGGCAGCAGCAAAGGGAGGCUCUGGCUGCCACUGCUCAGCUCCUCUGCCCGCAACACCUGCCUGGGCAGCCAGAGGCUUCCUCACCUCACACACCUCCUGGGGGACGUGUCAGCGAGGGACAGCCAGGAAGGGGCAGCGUCGACUCAAACCUGAUGGAACAGCUUGAUCUAUUUUGUCAGUUCCUGGUGGUAGGUUCUGGCAUGGCUUGGGAAAAUCAUACGGCGUGAAAGAGGAGCUCUCGCGGGCUUAGGACAGCCCUCCAUUCCCCAUCCUCCUGCACCACGUGGGAGCGAGGCAGAGGAGGCAGGAACUAAGGGGGGAAAAACUAAUGCAAGCAGGGGUUAGAUCUUGUCUUUUCUUCUCACCAUCCCACUCUAAUUGGCAAUAAAUUAAAUUAACUUGCCCCAAGAUAACUCCGCUUUGCUUAUGGCAGUAACUGGUAAUUGAUCUCCCCACCUUUAUGUCAAUUCAUGAGCUUUUCUAUCUUGUUUUCAUCCUCCUGUUCUGGAGGAGGAAUGAGGGAUCAGCUGACAUCCAGCCAAGGUCAGCCCACCACAAUAUCCUGCAGUUCUUUGCCUAAGAUCAGUGUUACAACCUUUUAUUUCACUCUUUUCGGUGAUAAAAUGGAAAUAUUAGGCAUCCUGCUAUGUCAGGCAAAAUAUGUGGUGAUGUCUUGCCUCCAGCUCAGCUGACCUUGUGAUUAAAAGAGCAUAUCAGUGUUGACAUAUAGAAAUUAUGUGGCUUUAGGGAGACCUAAAUCCAGGAUUUAGGGAGAGCUUUUUGGACUUUGUUCCAUCCCAAGACACCUAAACAAGUCUUACUGACUUACAUGCCCUUGUACCUGAUGGCAAGCAAAGAUUUCCCAUGUACUUCAUCCCCGACAUUAAAAGAGAAGCAAAAAGCAAUCUGAAAUUGGAGCCUAACGUUAGGAAACAAGGGGGAUUGGAAGCAUGAGGAAAAAAAAGAGGUAGCAACCAAUGUUCUGAUCAAAAUGUGGAUAAAACUGCCAAAAAGCAAGAACGGAUCAGCAACAUCAUGAGCCCCGUCCUGAAAAUUCUGGCAGAGCUACAGGUUCUGCAAAUGUCUAAGAAUUGCAUUGAUGUAACAAAGGUAUUUUGUCUUUUUGCUAAGAAAUCGCUUAAUCUCUUUGUACCUCAGGAUUUUACCAGUUAAAGAAGGGUAACACUCACUAGGGGAUUUUAGGAGAUGCUCCUUAAUGGCAGUGAGUUGCUCAUUUGAGCCACAUCCCUACAAACCAAGAGGAAAGCCCAUCCAAGCUUUUAGCAAAGCAUGGAUUAGAUGAGUCUAAACACGUGUAUAAAUUGUUUGGAGAGUGGAGAGUGGAGAGUGGUUAAUCACUUUCCUUAAAGGUUUGUGCCCUUCGUUAAAUACACUCAUGGCCAACUUUUGAUUACCCAGCAUAACAAGGAGGAAGGCUGGGGGAAGAGGAGAUGAGCCAGGGUGAGGCAACGCCCAGUUUGAUAUUUAACUCCACUGAAAAUGCUUGCUGCUAAUAUUCAAACUUCUUGGCAGGUGUAUCAGCAUUAUAUGGGCUCUGCUCAGAAAGAAUGACCAGCACAUCCAGGCAGGACAGCAUGGAAAUCUUACUGGACAGUGGCUUUGGAAGGAGUGUGGCAUCACUCACAGAAGUCUCCAAGCCUCCGAGUUUCACACCUGUAUUGAAUGAUGUGUUGACAGACACACAAGCGUCUUUGCUUAACUGGGAAGCCCAGGAGUUGUUACUAACAGAAACGAGAAGCAGGAGGAAGAAGAGGUUCGUGUCCAGCCCCCGCUACGUGGAGACCCUGCUGGUGGCAGACCAGUCCAUGGCCGAGUUCCACGGCAGCGGGCUGAAGCACUACCUGCUGACCCUGCUCUCCGUGGCCGCCAAGCUGUACAAGCACCCCAGCAUCCGCAACUCCAUCAGCCUCGUGGUGGUGAAGAUCAUGGUCAUUUACGAGGAGCGCAAGGGCCCGGAUAUCUCCUCCAACGCCGCCCUGACUCUGAGGAACUUCUGCAGCUGGCAGAAGCAGCACAACCCGCCCAGCGACCGGCACGCCGAGCACUACGACACGGCCAUCCUCUUCACCAGGCAGGACCUGUGCGGUGCCAAGACAUGUGAUACUCUUGGGAUGGCUGAUGUGGGAACAGUUUGUGAUCUAAACCGCAGUUGCUCUAUCAUAGAAGACGAUGGUUUGCAGGCUGCCUUCACAACAGCCCACGAAUUAGGCCACGUGUUUAACAUGCCUCAUGACGAUGCAAAGCAGUGUGCUGGCAUCAAUGGAAUGAGCCGGGAUUUCCACAUGAUGGCAUCCAUGCUCUCCAACCUGGACCGCAGCCAGCCCUGGUCUCCAUGCAGUGCCUACAUGAUUACAACAUUUUUGGAUAACGGUCAUGGGGAGUGUUUGUUGGACAAGCCCCACAGGCCCAUCCAGCUCCCUUCUGACUUGCCCGGCACGCUGUACGAUGCCAACAGGCAGUGCCAGUUCACGUUUGGAGAUGAGUCCAAGCACUGCCCCGACGCAGCCAGUACGUGCACGACGCUGUGGUGCACCGGCACCUCCGGAGGGCUGCUCGUGUGCCAAACCAAACACUUCCCCUGGGCAGACGGCACCAGCUGCGGGGAAGGGAAGUGGUGCAUGAAUGGCAAGUGUGUGAAUAAGACUGAGAAGAAGCAUUAUGAUACUCCAGUGCAUGGGAGCUGGGGGUCCUGGGGGGCGUGGGGCGAGUGCUCCCGCAGCUGUGGCGGGGGAGUGCAGUAUUCCUUCAGGGAGUGUGACAACCCCAUCCCGAGGAACGGGGGCAAAUACUGCGAAGGGAAGCGGGUGCAGUACAGGUCCUGUAACAUCGAGGACUGCCCAGACAACAACGGCAAAACGUUCAGGGAGGAACAGUGUGAAAAGCACAACGAGUUUUCCAAGUCUCCCUUUGGAAGUGGACCUGCAGUGGAGUGGACACCCAAGUUUGCCGGUGUGUCUCCAAAGGACAGAUGCAAGCUGGUUUGCCGAGCCAAAGGAACGGGAUACUUCUUUGUUCUACAGCCAAAGGUGGUGGAUGGCACCCCGUGCAGCCCCGACUCCACGUCGGUGUGCGUGCAGGGGCAGUGUGUGAAGGCCGGCUGUGACCGCACCAUCGGCUCCAACAAGAAGUUCGACAAGUGCGGCAUCUGCGGAGGCAACGGCUCCACCUGCAAGAAAGUGUCUGGCACCCUCGUUAGAGCCAAACCUGGCUACCACGAUGUGGUCACCAUCCCGGCGGGGGCCACCAACAUCGAGGUGAAGCAGCGGAACCACCGGGGCGCGAGGCACGACGGCAGCUUCCUGGCCAUCAAAGCCGCCGACGGCACCUACAUCCUCAACGGUGACUACACCCUGUCCACGCUGGAGCAGGACAUUACCUACAAGGGCAGCGUGCUGCGCUACAGCGGCUCCUCGGCCGCCCUGGAGCGCAUCCGCAGCUUCAGCCCCCUGAAGGAGCCCCUGACCAUCCAGGUGCUGACGGUGGGGGACCUGCCGCAGCCCAAGAUCAAGUUCACCUAUUUCGUGAAGAAGCCGGCGCAGCCCGGCACGGACAAGGCGCCCGGCAGGAAGAAGGAAUCCUUCAACGCCAUCAGGGAGAUCAUCUCCUCGGAGUGGGUGAUCGAGGAGUGGGGCGAGUGCUCCAAGUCGUGCGGCUCGGGCUGGCAGCGGCGGGCGGUGGAGUGCCGGGACCCGCGGGGCCGGCCGGCCGCCGACUGCGCCCGCGAGCUGAAGCCCAGCAACCUGCGGCCCUGCGCCGACGUGCCCUGCCCGCAGUGGCAGCUGGGGGACUGGUCCCCCUGCUCCAAGACGUGUGGGAAGGGCUUCAAGAAGAGGUUGUUGAAAUGUGUCUCUUCGGACGGCAGCGUGCUGCCCCAGGAAAGCUGUGAGCCCUCCAAGAAACCCAAGCACCUGAUAGACUUCUGCAACGCCACGGACUGCAGCUAGAUAGGACGACUUGGGAAAGCGAGAAAGUUUUUUUUAUUAUUUUAUUUUUUCCUUCAGACCAGUGCACUGAAAAACACAAAAGAGGGCUAGAGGCAGCGCGCGUGUUUUUGCGUAAAAAAUUCAUGGUGAGGAUCCAUUGAGGUGGGACAGUGCAAACAGCUUGAGUUGGCUUUGCCUCCCAAAAAUCCCCUGCCAACUGAAAAUUGGAUGGGAUAGCAGACCCAUGUCACUCAUUUGUCUUCAGCAGAUAAGGCCCAAAGGCAUCACAAUUGCCUUUUUUUCUGCCUGUUACAAAUUAAGCCAAACGUGAGCAGUGAGACACAUUCAGGCAAACAUUUUGGGGUUCCCUUAUUUCUCCCUUCUUUUGGAUUUAUCUUGUGGUACUGAUCAAAUCCCCACGUGUAGGAAGGGGAGAGAAAAAGCUUAAAAUAAUUGGUCAGGGCUUACCUACCUCACAAAGGGCAAAAAAAAAAGAUUGGAAAAGGAGCUUUAACUAUGUCAUUCAUGGCUGCUAUUGUUUCAGAGAAUAGUUUUAUAUAAAAAUAAAGCCAUAUUCUCUACCUGUCAAGAGUAAGAAAUACCAAGAACAAAUAUCAACUCCACAAAUCACUAGAGUUUCAUGUUUCUUUUAAAGUACCUUUAUGUCAUCCCAAUGUGCCUGUCCAUUUCUCUCAGCCACUCCAGUGCCGUUGUGGUGACAUGUGUAAUCCAGAGGCUUGGAAAAGCAGAAAUCCGAGUCUGAGUAGUUGCUCUUUGUGCCUUCUGCCUACCUUCUGCUGGCUUUUCUGAUUCUGGCUUGGUGCUGCCUUCCUGCCUAACAGAUUCAUGGAGUGUGUGAGCAUUCCAGUCGUGCUUUCACACUCAGACCUUUGGCCUUACCCUAGCCAAUGGAUAUUACGUGAGUUAAAAAGGAAAAAAAAAAGAAUCCCAUUACAAAUGGGAACAUCCUCUGUGGCCUCUGCUGGGUUUGUAGAGCUCAGUCACUGAUCAGGUGGGAAGGCAAAGCUGAGGGAUAGCAGGUCCAUCCACAGCAAAACGCCAGCAUUCACAUCAUUGAAGAUUGUGCCAGUCCAUAGACCAUAAGAGAAUAUGGCUUUCCAGAUGUAUAUAGUAAAAUAUAUUACUAUAGAUUUUAUAUACUUCAUAAGUAUUUCAUAUUUCUUUCCCUUCUGGGAAGGGUUAUAAUUUGUAAUAAAUGCAUAUAAUGAGUGUAUUUAUUUUUAUACUUCUUGUCUAAUGUGAUCUUCUAAGUUAUCGCUUUUUUAAAAGGACAUAUAACAAGGAUAGAGUAUUUAUACAGUAUAAUAUGUUACUAGAGGUAAUAAAUGAACCCUAUAAAUUUUGGAAA
This is a messenger RNA of Corvus hawaiiensis (hawaiian crow), 6157 nucleotides long. RefSeq names its product ADAM metallopeptidase with thrombospondin type 1 motif 1 (gene ADAMTS1). The transcript has 11 exons. Gene Ontology annotation, biological process: proteolysis; extracellular matrix organization. Gene Ontology annotation, molecular function: metalloendopeptidase activity; zinc ion binding. Lineage: Eukaryota; Metazoa; Chordata; Aves; Passeriformes; Corvidae. The record is from RefSeq and is a predicted model, not a curated record. The coding region runs from base 2413 to 4809 and encodes 798 amino acids. Gene Ontology annotation, cellular component: extracellular matrix.